ACUUAUUAGCCAAGACAGGAAGCCCCACCCCAAGAGGCCUCAAAGAAAGAGCCGCGGUGCAGGAAUUCGUGUGCCACAUUUGGUUAGCUGAGCCCACCGAGAGGCGCCUGCAGGAUGAAAGCUGUCUGUCUCCUCCUUCUCCCUGUCCUGGGGCUGCUGGUGUCUAGCGAGAGCCUGUGCUCCUUGGAAGAAGCCAUCAACGAGAAGAUCCAGGAGGGCGCCAGCUCUCUAAUAUUUAGGGCAAUAAGGAGCAUUGACCUGGAGUGCCAGAGCGUCACCUCCAGGGGGGACCUGGCUACUUGCCCCCGAGGCUUCGCCGUCACCGGCUGCACUUGUGGCUCCGCCUGUGGCUCGUGGGAUGUGCGCGCCGAGACCACAUGUCACUGCCAGUGCGCGGGCAUGGACUGGACCGGAGCGCGCUGCUGUCGUGUGCAGCCCUGAGGUCGCGCGCAGCGCGUGCACAGCGCGGGCGGAGGCGGCUCCAGGUCCGGAGGGGUUGCGGGGGAGCUGGAAAUAAACCUGGAGAUAAUGAUGAUGAUGAUGGA
This is a messenger RNA of Pongo pygmaeus (Bornean orangutan), 545 nucleotides long. It is a transcript of the gene RETN, whose product is annotated as resistin. The transcript has 4 exons. Gene Ontology annotation, molecular function: hormone activity. Gene Ontology annotation, cellular component: extracellular region. The record is from RefSeq and is a predicted model, not a curated record. Bases 115 to 441 code for a protein of 108 amino acids. Lineage: Eukaryota; Metazoa; Chordata; Mammalia; Primates; Hominidae.